This is a messenger RNA of Aspergillus oryzae RIB40, 1974 nucleotides long. RefSeq lists its product as uncharacterized. The record is from RefSeq and is a predicted model, not a curated record. Lineage: Eukaryota; Fungi; Ascomycota; Eurotiomycetes; Eurotiales; Aspergillaceae. The transcript has a single exon. Bases 1 to 1974 code for a protein of 657 amino acids.
AUGGUAUACAUCAAUCACACGCAGCUGCGCGGGCCAGCGGAGAUAACCCGCAUUAGCCAUGACAAGCUCAGCGGCACCACUCUAGGCUAUCCAGCAGGUAGCAGUGCAGGAAGCUCGGUAACCAGUCUCUGCAGUCCCUCCGUAGCCGCGAGCUCAGCCGGUUCGAGCGAGAUACUGGUCGGACUUGGCAUCUCCACUACCACAUCGGGCCUUAAACUAGACGAUCACCAGCUGCCCAUAACGCCUAGGCCGUCCCGUGGCCAUUGCGUUGGAGGCAAUGUUCCCGCAUGUCUUCAGAACCAACUAGACAAGCCCCUCCCACCACUGCCAUUACGCGCGAGUGCUCGGGACCACGGUCUCGCCAAGCACUAUCCCUUACCCCCUCGCCCACAAGGGCGGAAGCACUGGUCGCUCCCCAACAAGCCAGAAGCUCAUGACCUAGCGGCCCUGGAUCACGCCUUCGCCAGAAAAGGCCUGCGCAGCAAUCCGCUGCAUCGCCUCCGCGUCCACCGUCCCCGCCAUGAUCUGCCUACAGCAGUGAAUACAGAGCACACAGAGCCAACUCCAGAUAGACUCACGUCCCGACGCUGGUUAGUGCGGGGGCGGACGCUUACGCGGGCAUUCCAGCACUUCCGGCUACCACGGCUACCACGGCUACCACAAAAGCCAUCCCACGCCAUUCGCCAGUCCAUCCGCCCUGUUGGAGAGGCGUCCACGCAGCCUCCACUGUGCCACACGCUCUCGAGAACCACAGGGCCGAAUGGGCCGCCAAUUCACGCCCACUCUGGGGCGGCUACGCGCAUGAAGCGCAUCCUGUCUAUUCUACUGGAAAACCGAGCCUCCCUCUGCAUGCCCGAUAUGCCCGAGGCAGACAGGGAGCGAUAUGCGGGUAAUUUCAUCGAACAGGCCCAACGACUGGUGCUGGACUACUUGCAGCCAACCUUGUCGACCGCGUACGCUGGCUCCUCCGGGCCCAUAGUUCCGGUGCCUCGACCCCGUCACAGUAUCUACGAGCUCGGCGUGCGGACACGGGUGCUAUCCCACCCGUGUGCAUCGUCUGCAUUGAAUGUGCCGGUCCCCGUCAUGCGGCGAAUUCUGCAGCAGGUUGACUGCCUCGAGGAUCUCUUCUCUCUGGCCCGAGUCAAUCGUGCGGCAUACAAGGCUUUCAAGGCACACGAGCUGCCCCUGAUUCAGGGAACGUUGUGGAAGGUAUCCCCGCCGGCAUGGAAGCUUCGCCAGGUCUGUGAAAUUCCUAUUCGGUAUACUAAAGAGGAUUCCGAUGGCUCACCGCUGGCGGCGAGUCUCUACCUGCGGCACUACGCCCGCGACCUAGACACGCUCGUCCGAAUCAAGCUCCUAAUUUGGUAUUAUUGCCGGGCAGUUGUACGAGAAGAGAUGAUGACGGCUCUAUGCGAACCUGACAGCGAACAGGGCGCCGCGGUUGACGACGCCAACUGGCGCGUAUGGACCUUCUGCCACCUAUUUGGGAGCCGAAAGGACCGGGAGUGGGACCUGGCUGGACAGAUCCAGUGGCUACGUGGGAAGACGUGCGGUGCUGUCCUACCACUGGUCUGCUGCACCAGCCCUGACCCCAGCGACUUCAACACCGUGCUCUUCACGCCUCCCGAGGGGUUCGCGCGCGGCAACCAAGGCCCACUCUCAGAGGACCAGCUGUGCGAUAUGAUCGAGGUCUGGACGGCCAUGGCUUCUUUGCUGGAUUUCCUACGGGUGCAGACGUCCCAUGCGCGCCGGUAUGGCGUGUUUAGCGAGACCGGUAUUACUCCCGGAGACAAGCAGCAAGAAGAGUCCAUGCUAAGUAUGUUCCCUCUGCUUUCGAUUAUUCGCCCCCUGACACAUCUGACAUGGGACACAUUAACUUACCUAUUGUAUAGGCGCCUGGCUCGACUUUAUUCUUACUCUUGGGCCGGCCGCGGUCUUGGAGCUGGCGCAAUCUGGGCGCAGGUUCGGUCCUGA